Messenger RNA from Candidula unifasciata, 2312 nucleotides. The record is from the annotation of a GenBank genome assembly. Lineage: Eukaryota; Metazoa; Mollusca; Gastropoda; Stylommatophora; Geomitridae.
UUACUGCAAGUCAUAGAAGUUCUGGUAGGAUUAGUGUCAAGAGACAGUCACAGAUUGAUGCAGGUGAGCCAGAAAAAGUAGAGGCUACAUGGUUAAGCAGGCAGCCAAGUGUUGGUGACUUAGUUGCAGCUGUCAAGAUACAAAAAACCUGGCGUGGUUAUUAUGUCAGAAAAGUCAAAGCAGCAGGAACACCAGGUACUGAAAUUAAUGCAAAAGCUACUGAAAGCUUAAAGAAGUGCUGGUCUACAAUUGAAGCUAAUAUGGAAGAGAAUGGUCUUCUUGUACUAAGAGAGAUGUUCAGAAAAGAUCCAAACAUUUUGCCAUAUUACCCCUUCUACAAGGAUGAAUGGAGUAGAAUAUCUUAUGCAGAUUACAAGGGUGUCUUUCCUGAACACCCUUCCAUGAGCUGGUUCUUGAUUUUCAGAGAUAUUUUCUAUGCCAAGGAAGACAUGUUGGUUGUGCCGACUGUCAAUGUUCCAGUCAAUACUUGCCUCCUUCAUGUCAUAGACAAUGAUACAGGAAAAGAAAUUCCUCGAGUCUUUGAUAAGGUUGCACCAAAUGUUUAUAAAAAGAACAAGAGAGGCUACUCUUUUGUAGCAGAAGCAAGGUCACUAGAACAGGCACUUCCUUCUGGCACCUGGCGCUUACGCCUUAUUGGAUCACUGAGUCCUUUACCAGUUACAAAGUCAGGCGAUGUCUGCAGUAAUUUUAUGACAAAAGAGAUCAGAGACUAUUACAUCCCAAAUUCUAAGAAUAUUAUUUUCAGACAAUCUGUCAGAGUUAAAGAUGAUCACUUUACAAGUAUCCAGAUGAACACUUCCAAACGAGGGGUUUACUUCAAACUGGCAGUGCUGGACAAUGAGGAGGAGGUCAUCAGCAUACUAGGAAAAGGUCAUGUAGUUAUUCCUGCUUUCACUUUCCUGAAGAACUUCAAUCCAGAUGAUGUUGAAAAGAGGAGUGGAUCAAGGGCUUCCACUAAAAACAGUCCACCUGCUGUGACAUUGAAGGAGAAAUCAUCCAAAACCAGAAGAUCAGAUCAACAUGAGGAAGAGCAUCGAGCAGUACACAAGUACAUUAUCCAAGCUACUGUUCUGCAAAACAGCUGGCCUCUGUCUGAGAGCAGUUGGAGAUUUGUUCAGGUACUCAAGGAAAUGGAAAAGAGUGAACAGAAAUUACAAAAAAGUAAGGCCCAUGCGUGGGUCCAUGCAGAACACGGUGACCAUCAUUUUUAUUUGCUCGAAUAUUUGCUUGAAAUUUAUUUUUUUCGGGGGGGGGGGGGGGGGGGGGGGGGGGGGGGGGGGGGGGGCUAUUUGAAGAAUGAACAUGAACUCACUGUGUCCAGCAAUGAACGUCCUCUUUCACCAAUAAAAGUUGAAAAAUCCCAGUCUUCGGGAAGCAAAAUUAAAUUAAAAGGUGGCAAAGAGAAAAGCAACCAAGGAGGGAAAGACAACAAAAUGCUACGUCUUUCAUCUCAGCAGUUUGACUUCACAAAGCCUCACUGGACCCUUCGGAUUGUCAGUGAUUCGUAUAAUGCGGAUGAAAUUGAAGUGAAGAAAGAUACAGAGAGAGCUGAAGAGAUUAGAGCAAUGAAGAAAGCAUGGGAGGACGCAGAACCUGGCCGUGCUGCUAAGGCUUUGCAGUCAAGACUAAAUUACCUCAACACCCAUGCCAUCAAACUGUCACGGUCAGAGGAGUUUACAGUAACAGACUCACUCAAGGAAGAGACAGUGUCUGCUGCUAGCAUUACAGGUACUAACAGUACUGGAGAGUCUGGAACUGUCACCAGUACUGAGAUCGACAGUUCCUUACCACUGUCCCAAACAGCUUUCCUGGCUCCACCAGUUUUCUUCAAUGAGUCAGAGAUGAGUUUGACCCUUGAACCUCCACCAUUCCUGGAACCUAAAGAAAAAAUUGAACCAAUAGAUAUUACACCAUUUGUGCGAAAAACUCUGCCUGAGCCUGUAUACAUGGAUGAGGAAGUGAUUCAAAAGCUGAUGGAGAAGCGACAAAAUGAAAUUGCUGAAUUUAAAGCAUACCGGGAGAAUGUAGAGAAAUGGAGAGAGGCAGAUAAGCAAAAUCGAAAUUUAGCCAAGAUGCAACAACUUGAACAGUACCAAGCCCUGCAGGCAGCCUUGGAUGCAGCAAGGGAGAAAGUGAACACUGCAAGAGAGGCUUUUCGUCAGCGUCUGCUGGAGGCUGAGAGAUUUAGACAGGAGCAACAGGCUCUCCAGGAAGCAGCAUUGAGAGCUGAACAGGAACUGAGAUCACCCAAAGGAAAGAGGAGAAGCUUAUCAAUUAAGAAAAAGAAAUGA